AUGGAGUCCCCCACAUCGUACCCCCCGGAGUCUCCCAUGGAGCAGGAGGAUAUUCCAUUCCCUUGCAAGGGCUGUGGAGAGAUUUUGGAAGAAGGCAAAGCUUUCGAGCUUGCCGGAAAUCGAUGGCAUAUCGACUGUUUCCGCUGCAGCUCGUGCAGCACACUCCUAGAUUCGGAUGCGCAUCUUCUACUCCUCGGAGACGGCUCAUUGAUCUGCAGCAAUUGUACCUACAGUUGCAGCUCAUGUGGGAACAAGAUCGAGGAUUUGGCCAUCCUGACUGGCGAACAAGCUUUCUGUGCCCAAUGCUUUCGAUGCCGGAACUGCAAAAGGAAAAUCGAGAAUUUGCGCUAUGCGCGGACGUCGCAGGGAAUCUUUUGCAUGGAUUGCCACGAGUCUUUGAUGCAACGACGAAGAAAGAAGAAUCGUGCGGCAACGUCUAAGAAGCAUACUGGUCCCGGUGUAAAGUUAGACAAAUCGCUCCCUUCGCUGCCUCCUGAAGAGGUCGAGCCCCAUCCGCAAGCCGCAGAUGACCUCUCUGUUGACGGGUAUGUUGACUCGUCGAUGGAGGCGGGCUCUCGAACGGCAGCGCCUGCGCUGGACGCGGGAACCUCGUCUGUGGAUAAUCAAGAUAAUUUGAUCCUGCCAUCGAGCACGUAUCGCAGCAACCGGCUUUCUGUCGUCCCUACCGAACCGGAUGCAGACGGUGGAGAGUUUUUGAUUCCGCUCGCAUUCGAUCCCUCCGAAGAACAGAGACCCCCUCGCGACCACUCCACCAGGUCUCCAGAGCGCGCCCCAAUGGAGAACUCGUCUCCCCACAUUGCCUACCAGGAAAAGGGUCGGGAGCGCCCCGAACCCGAAUCUCAUCGCUGGCGUCAAGAUGAUUCUCUCAAUAGGGCAGCGAGUUCAAACUCUGCUCGAAGUUCUAGGUCGGACCUACCGGUGGGUCAUAAAGGAAGCAGCUCUUAUUCCACGUAUGACAAGUCGUCAACGGCCCAUGGGAGAGACGGCUCGACUGUUGACCCAAGAACUGCGGCUACGGAGAGUACGACUACAUUGCCCACUCGUCCCUCUUACGAGCUUCGUCGCCUGCACGAGAACGGAGGAUCCUCAGACUCGUCACCAGCUGUCGCUCAUCCCAAGCGUGGAGAUUCACUAGAAAGUAGGCACCAUAAACUUCCUCGAAAGGAAACUGUGCAAUCUCCUGGUGCUACUCCAGCCCCUCAAAGCGAUCAGUGGAGUGAGAAGUCUGUGGACACUUUGAACAAAACAACUGCUCAAACUGGAGAGUCGCCACGGCUUCCGCGUAGUGACUCUUACGAACAGCCGAAAUCCCGCGCGCGUCCAAAUUCGAUCUGCACCCCUCAGCAGCCAGACGCAUUCCGCUCUGCGGACUAUGGAGCAACUCCUUCACCUCUGCGUUACAGUGGCGGGGGUGAUUUCUCUAUGGACGAGGAUAUGGCGAGAAUCAUGGGUUCAGAAGAACAGCACUCGCAAAACAGCGAAUCAUUCCUCCGCAGAAUGUCCAACUCGGUGCGCCAUGGUCGAAGCUAUAGUGACAAGGGCACACGGUUAUCAAAGGACGCAAAGUGGCCUAAAACUCCUGUCAACGGGUCUGCCAAUGCUUCAGCCAGCUCUCCGGAGCAAAUGGGAACCGACGAAGUAACAUGGCUUCGGAGCGAGCUGCGAAAGGAGCGUCAACGGGUCCUUCAGCGGGAUCAGAAGAUUGCGGAGAUGGAGUCUGUCCUCAAAGCUACUGCUGAUGUGAAGCAGGUCAACACGGAGCUUAAUGAGAAACGAUCGACUAUGGUGGUGUUGGACGCCCAAAAGGAGAUUGUCAUGCGGGAGCUCACUGUUUUGACUGAGCACCUCGAGUCUGAAAAGCGUGGUGGCAGUAGUGGUCCCCUUGACCUGAGUAAACUUACCAACAAGGUCCUGCGGGACUUUGUGGAGUCUAUCCAGAAUCUGAAAGAUUCUUUCACGCCUCAGAUUGAAGAGUUGAUCCAGAAACGCAAUGAGGCUGCUGAGGAGCUUGCAAAGAUCAACAGCCAGAAGGAUAAGAGCUUCCAAGAAUUCGAGCAACUGUCCUCAAAGAACGCCCAGCUGGCUGAACUGAACAAUCAACUCGUCCAUCAAAUCCAAGAGCUAUACAAGGCAAAUAACUCAGACGGACGCGGUGCCAACGGUUUGGGCAUUUACUCGCACGGGAAGGAGAAGUCUUUAUCCUCAAUUGAUGCACUGAAGGCCACGGGUGAAUUGGCACAGUCGGUCUCCACUCCUAAUAUGUCUGAAGAGGCUGAGCCGGCCACCGUUGUUCCUGGUCCCCAGGUUGUUAGCAUUCGUAAAGGACAGCCUCGCAAGUUCAACUGGAAGAAAGGAGGCCAGAACGUCGCCAAAGGAGUCACGAAAGGUCUCAAGGGAGCGUUCAUGUCCAGCGAAAAUAACACUAGUACCGCGGAUGGCGUUCCUGGCCUACCACGCUCUCAGACACAAGACCCUAGUCGUCAGGGCUUUGGCUUUUUCGGAAACCAGCGUAACAAGCAAACGGGCACCAGAAUGCCGCAGACCGACAGCGUCCCAGCCUUGGCCGAAACCUCCCCAGCAGGACUAUUCGGAACCGAUUUGGAGCAACGCAUGGAGCAUGAAAAGAGCAUUAUUCCGGGUAUUAUCACUCGAUGUAUCCAAGAGGUUGAGUUACGAGGCAUGGACAUGGAAGGGAUAUACCGAAAAUCUGGCGCUAGCUCAGCUAUCCAGACAAUUCGAGAAGGCUUCGAGCGGUCUCCUCAGGAUUAUGAUAUUUCAGACCCUGAUUUGGAUAUUCACGCCGUGACAUCGGCCCUCAAGCAAUACUUCCGCAAACUACCCAUGCCUCUCAUCACGUACGACGUUUACGAAAAAAUUAUCGAAACAGGGGAGAUCACUUCGCACUCUGGUCGUGUCGAAGCGUUGCAAAAGAGCCUCGGAGAGUUACCGCGUGUUCAUCAGGAUGUGCUUGAGUUCCUCGUGUUUCACUUGAAGCGUGUCGUGGAACGGGAGAAAGAAAAUCUGAUGACAAGCCAAAACAUUGCCGUUGUCUUUGCGCCGACAAUCAUGCGGCCACAGAGUCUCGCACGAGAGAUGACGGAUGUUCAAAAGAAGAAUGAGGUGGUCAAGUUCCUGGUGGAUAAUUGCCAGGAAGUUUUCAUGGGCAUGCAAAAUAACAACUAA
Molecule: messenger RNA, 3204 nt
Organism: Aspergillus nidulans FGSC A4
Lineage: Eukaryota; Fungi; Ascomycota; Eurotiomycetes; Eurotiales; Aspergillaceae
Product: putative Rho GTPase activator Rga
Exons: 6
Coding region: 1-3204 (1067 amino acids)
Biological process (GO): signal transduction
Cellular component (GO): cell periphery
Molecular function (GO): GTPase activator activity
Source: RefSeq, a predicted model, not a curated record